AUGACCUCUUCUGAAAUAAAAUCGUUACUCUCGUUUCGUCUCUCUUCUAGUCACACCACUUUCAACAUUCUUGAUUUCACCAUCUUGGAUUCAAUGGCUACAGUGAGAAGUCUGAAAAUUAAGACGAGUACAUGCAAACGACUUGUGAAGGAGCUAGAUUCUUAUGAAAAGGAAGUUCUUAGAGAAUCUGCCAAAACAGCUGAUAUGAAGGACAAAGGAGCUGACCCUUAUGAUAUCAAACAACAGGAAAAUGUGCUGGCUGAGUCUAGGAUGAUGGUUCCUGACUCUCGGAAGCGUCUGGAGGCUGCUUUGGAAGAGUUGAAAGGAACACUGGCUGCGUUGUUGGAGGUAACAGAUGAAAAGGAAGGCACUGAAAUUGAUGAUGCUCUAAACACCAUUGUGGAAGUUGAACAGGUAUUAGAAACUUAG
Molecule: messenger RNA, 429 nt
Organism: Vicia faba (fava bean)
Lineage: Eukaryota; Viridiplantae; Streptophyta; Magnoliopsida; Fabales; Fabaceae
Source: the annotation of a GenBank genome assembly